This is a messenger RNA of Miscanthus lutarioriparius, 531 nucleotides long. The record is from the annotation of a GenBank genome assembly. NCBI's taxonomy places the organism in Eukaryota, Viridiplantae, Streptophyta, Magnoliopsida, Poales, Poaceae.
AUGGACGACGGCGAUUGGAUCACGGCGAGGUACCUCCUCUCGUCGAUUCUCGGGCGGAACCCGCUGGUGGUGGACUACGUCGACGAGGAGUCCUUCCCCGUCGUCGACCCUCCUGGUCCCUCCUCCCCCUCUGGCGCCGGAGCCCGCCGCGCGGAGGCGCCGCCGCCGGUGCGGGCGCCCGCGGGGGUGGCCGGCACGGUGUGCGCGGUGUGCACGGAGGAGAUCGCCGCGGCGGACGCCGUCGUGCGCCUGCCCUGCGCGCACUGGUACCACCACGGCUGCAUCGCGCCCUGGCUUGGGAUCCGGGCCACCUGCCCCAUGUGCCGCGCCGAGCUGCCGCCGAGCGAACCCGACGACGAAGAGGAGGCCGGCGGGGAGGGCGCGGGGCGUGCCAAGCCGGCGAGGACUCGGGGUGUUGCCGCCGCGGGGACCAGCGCCGGCGCGAGCGCGAGCGCGACUGCAGCCGCGCGUGUGCGGCGGGAGGCGCCGCACGAGUACCUCGCCGUCGCCGGCGGCCUGUUGUCCGGCUGA